AUGUCUGACGUCUUUAUUGUAGCAGAUAUCAAGGACCAGCCUGCAAUUCUUGGUAGAAAUUGGCUCGAAAGCAUCCAGCCGAAUUGGAGAUCAGUGUUCAAAGUUGCACCAGUGAAGGAUGAUCCAUUUCAAGGAAGUACCCAACAUGGACUGUCUGAAAUUCAACGAAAACAUCAGGCAGUUUUCGAGCCAGGUCUCGGAACCAUGACAAAUCACAAAGCUAAGAUUAAAGUCAAAUCUGAUGCACAGCCCUGCUUCAAUAAAGCAAGACCUGUAUCUUAUGCCUUGAGAAAUAAGGUAGAAGCUGAGCUUGACAAACUUGUUGAACAAGGAGUUCUCAUUCCAGUUUCACACAGCAAUUGGGCUGCUCCUAUUGUUGUAGUACCGAAGUCUGACAAGUCGAUUCGAAUCUGUGGGGAUUAUAAGACUACUAUCAAUCCUGUUUUGGAUGUCGUCAAGUACCCCCUACCGAACCCCCAGGAUUUGUUCUCAACCCUGGCAGGUGGAUGUUGUUUCACCAAGCUUGACUUAUCACAGGUCGAGACCCUCAAUCUUGAUUAUGUCAAGUGUCCCACACCAGCCUCAUCGCAUCAUCUAGUAGAAGCACUUUGUUCUAUGCCAAACCUUACUGACCUGACACUUGGAAUGUAUCUCAAUGAUGAGUUCUACUCUUUAUUGAAAGCAAAUGCAUCAUCCAUACAGGUGAAGACUCUCAAGCUUCAUGCUGUCACACCAGCAUCAUCACAGCUCCUAGCAGAAGCACUGUGUUAUAUGCCAAACCUGUCUGACCUGACACUUGAAACGGAUCUCAAUGAGGAGCCUGAGGAGUUCUUAUCUUCAUUGAAAACACAUGCAUCAUCCAUACAGGGUUGUUUUCCUCAGAUAAGAAAGGGAAACUUCAGAUUCAAUGGAAUUGCUCAAGAUGGCUUGAACUCAUUUCUUCACACCCUCUCAAGAAGGAGAAUACGUUCAUCAGACUACCCUCAACACCAACACAUGGGUGGUGUACACUCACCAAGAAGGACAAUACGUUCAUCAGACCACCCUCAACACCAACAUAUGGGUGGUGUACACUCAUCAAGAAGGACAAUACGUUCAUCAGACCACCCUCAACACCAACAUAUGGGUGGUGUACACUCAUCAAGAAGGACAAUACGUUCAUCAUACCACCCUCAACACCAACAUAUGGGUGGUGUACACUCAUCAAGAAGGACAAUACAUUCAUCAGACCACCCUCAACACCAACAUAUGGGUGGUGUACACUCUCCAAGAAGGACAAUUCCACCAUCAGACCACCCUCAACAGCAACCGAUGGGUGAUGUACACUCUUCAAGAAGGACAUUACCACCAUCAGACCACCCUCAACAGCAUGAUGGCUUUACAUCAGAUGCUGUAUGUCAAUUCUCUCAGACACACAGAGAAGGUAGCAGUAGUCAGAGCAAGCCUUACAAGAGGCAAGCUCCUUCUACUCAGUCAAGAGUUCCACAGGAUGAUCCUGAAAUUCCAGAGAAGCAAUCAAAGUAUGACAUCUAGUUGCUAUGGUAUCGGUAGAUUAAGACAGUGUCCCAGUGGUAACACUUCAUCUUGUUUUUGUGUUUGUAUGAUACAGGGCUCCACACUAACUUUAAUUUUUGGAAAAAAGGUUCAGAUUGAACUUUAAAAGUGUGUAUGCAUGAGUCCUAAGAAAAAACUUUGAAAUUCGGGGGUCCGGAACUAGAGUUUUGGCAAUCCAUGUGUCCCAGCUAGCCUGUCGGUUUUGAGUCCUGGGCCUGUAUUCAAUUCAAUACUGAAGUACAAAAUUUAAGCUUUUUACUUAGUAUUUGGCUUAGAAAAUUACUUAGCCAAUUAUGGUAUUCAAUUGACACUUUUGGCUAAGUAUUUUACUCUAAAUCUAAGCCGACUCCAUACCAGACUUAAGCAAUUGUUUGUAGGCCUUGAUUGGCAGGCAUACGGUUUUCUUACGCAGUAUUAUAUCCUGCGCACAAUUAUAUCAGCGCGCAGUUAUUGCAAUGCGUCAAUUGCGCAUUAGUUUUGAUUGACCGUGUGACGUCACAAUGCUUAUCAGUAAGUAUUUUACUUAGAUUUUGUCUUACGCAAGUAUAAGUCUAAAAUGCAAUUUGAAUACGAGAUUAGUCAAUUACGGUACUUAACUUAGCCAUUUCCUUAGUAAGUUUCUAACUUAUGCUAAGUACUGAAUUGAAUACCGGCCCUGGUCUAAUAGCAAGAAAUUUGGGGUAAAUAGGGGUAAUUUGGGGCAAUAUUUGCAAACAUUUGAAUAUUAUUUAAAAGGCUGUGUUCUUGUUUUUCACCUCAAUGAGUACAGUCUCUUAUCUGGUGUUAGUGUAUGAAUUUUAAAAGAAAGAGAACAUAAUAUUGUCACAAUGUUUGAAUACAUGUGA
Molecule: messenger RNA, 2399 nt
Organism: Strongylocentrotus purpuratus (purple sea urchin)
Lineage: Eukaryota; Metazoa; Echinodermata; Echinoidea; Camarodonta; Strongylocentrotidae
Exons: 5
Coding region: 1-1533 (510 amino acids)
Source: RefSeq, a predicted model, not a curated record